GUCGUGAAUUCGAUUGACAAGCCAGGUAUGCAGUUACAUAUAUAGAGGAUAAAUAAAGCUGGAUUAUGGAUGAGGAUUCCGAUGUGGAUAAAGACAUGGAUAAUUCCCUCGUGGAUUUACACCUCGGAUUAGACUCGAGUUAUGACGAGAACGGAGGCGACACUUUGAGGAAUGACACACUCACCGACGAGGAUGCGGCUAAUCUGGCAGGAGACAAAGAAACUCUGGCUGACGAACAACUAAUUAUGUUGCAGGACAUGGUCCUGGAGAUGAAGAAAAGCUUCCAGGCUGCCCUGCAGGAGCUGGGCAAGAUCCAGGACAAGGAGGAGGGCGAGGCGAGCAACAGCAAACAGCUGCAGCAGCAACAGCAGAAACAGCUGGACGAUCUGACGGCCAGUAUACAUUACAUAAAGGACCAACUGAGUUCAUUAGCACAGAAUGUUGAACAAAUCCAAGUCCAGCAGCGCGUCAUCCAGGACGAGCUUGAGGUGGUUAAAUCAACGAGGGCCAGCUCACAAGACACGAAAUCUCGCAGUGAUUCUGAGAGACGAGAAUUGCUGGAAGACCUACCUGCCCCACCAGAAGAGUGGAACAACAAACUCUCAGAUUUAUCUUCACCUGACGAAUACAAUAUAACAGAUGCUGUUCCCAAUGACAAUGACGUCACUGCCGUGGCCUGUAAAAGCUUAAGCCUGACCCAGGCCCUGGGAGAGAAAUGUCUCAAGUUGAACCAAGCCGUAUCCAGCGACGACGACGUCGACCUGGCGGUCACCAGCAGACGCGUGUCCCACUACACGCCCAAGUCAGGCCUGCUGGUGGGAGAUGACGCCGCUAGCAGACGUCACAGCAUGCCUGGGUCCACGCCUCAGAGUAGACAGAGGGACGUUGUUAAUGCUGCCAAACGCCAGAAAGCUGUGCAGGAGCUGGCCGACUCUGAACGUGACUAUUGCUCCAAACUGUGGUCCCUGCUCCACACGUACUUCACCCCCCUGCAGUCUGGUGGGUUUUUCAGCAACAGGGAGCUGGACGUACUGUUUCCCCCGUACCUGGAGCAGCUGUACGCAGAGCACUGUCACAUCUGCACCGGUCUGCAGGAGAGGCUGGUGCACUGGACGUACAUGGGGACCAUAGCGGAUCUGUUGGCGAGGGUGACGGACUCGUAUAGUGCUGAUUCGUUCCUACAACUGUACCAAGAGUACGCUGAAGACUUGCCCACAGCAGUCACCUGUCUGAGGAGAGCCUUGAUACAGUCAGCUGAGUUCAAAGAUUUUCUCAAGGCAAUUAAGCACAGCAGUUGCCAAAGUGAAGAACUAAUGUCUCUAAUCAUGGCGCCAGUUCAACAUGUGCCCAGAUUUCUUCUCCAACUUCAGCAAGUUGUGCGCCACACACCACCAGCACACCCAGACUACCCGCUGCUACAAACCUCACUACAACGGCUGCGGGGGUUUGUUGACCAGUUGAACAAAGACGUGUCCAGUGCCAUGCAGACCUUGUCCCAGGACCACAUACUCAGGGUGAACAUUGACAGCGGUCAGAUGCUGAGCACAAGGGACAGUGGGGUCCAUUCAAACUCCACAGAAGAGGACAACAUAACAUCGGCCAGAGCUUUCUCUAAAACUGACCACAGUCAAGUCUUGCCUGAAUGGUUGGACAGACCUUACGGCAGUCACCUCCAUCAGUCAGAUGACUUUGGGAGACAUGAUCUUGUCAGGCCGCUGACCACCCGCCAGAGUGCCCUGAGUCAGCCUGACCUGACCACCAUGAAUGGUUUCUCUCCAGAGUCCCAGCUGGCCAGUUAUUUGCCACGGAGCCAGUCCACACUUCCUACCAAUGGAAGCGAGGGGAUUCUCAGAGAAAGAUCAUACAAGCAUUUUAAAGUCAAGAAAAGACACCUGUCCCCCGCCGGCCGCACCCAGUCCCAGGACUACCUCCUCGGCUCCCACUCCCCGCGCAUGCGCCCGUCUUCAGCCAUCGACUUCAUCACCCACUCCCAGCAGCAGCAGCAGUACCUCCACCACAGGGAGCUACAACAGCGGCCGUACCAGUACCCCGGUCCACUGCCACGUCCACACUCAGCUUUUGGGCCAAACGCGCUGGAAGCCCAGCACAGGCCAACCAUCAUCAGUAGGAAGCAUCUCAGGAGGUCACAGCCUCUUAUAUCUGGAAAUAAAUCUUUCUGGCCUGAGUCAGCAAUGCAAUCCCGAACUGGGCACGCCAGGGGACCACUCUCUGCCCACGACUUGCUGCCCACGCGUCCUUCCAUGUACCCUUCAUCUGCCCUCAUCGAUGAUGCAGACGACGAGGAAGAUGACACCCGCACCAGUGACACACAUUCUCUGGGCACCAGCGGCUCGCACCAGCACAGCAGCAGCCGCUGUUCUAACGAUGGUCAGGACCUUGACCUUGAUAUCAUUCAAGCCAGCUUCGACAGUCACGGGUUGCGAAUCCACAGGCACUCGCAGGAUAUAAACAGGCCGGUAGAAUUCAGCGCUGCCGACGUCACUGCCAGUCUGGCUAAAAAACUGUACACAUCAAAUCAAGGGAACGGCAUGCUGAAACCUAUUCCUUUAGGGGAAAAUUUACCCCAGGAUGUGCCGAAGCCGUUAAGUCCACUAGACGAGGACCCGAGUUCCAGUUCACAGCUGAUGGUAUCAAGUAAUUCAACAACAUGCGACUUGCUAGUCAUGAAUGAGCAGGUAACUCAGCCAGACCAGAGUGGAGUUGUCGUCCACAACACUCCUGAAAUAUUAGCGGCAAUCAGUGACGUCACUAACACUGACGGAAACUGUAAUGUUGUCCAGAUGGCUGCUAAACCACAAGAAUCUAAUCUGUCGGGUCCAAAAGUUUUUCAGAUCGACAAGGCCAAGAUUAAUUUUGUCCAGCCGUCGUCGUCUGAUGCAACGAGAAAUGAGAAGGAAGUUGUUUCACAGCAAGACUCGAGACACGAAGGCCAGGACUUGUCUGAGAAAAACAGGCAGUUCUUGUUGUCUUUGGCCUCGGUGGCGCCCGGGGAGAACAGCGCUAGGAACAGCAUGAGGAAAAGUGCCUCGGAUGUCAACACAAACCCCGAAACAAACAGAAAUUCUCCCAGCAUUAAAACAGCACCACUGCCUCCUCCCCGCACAACAAAAACAUUAAGUGGGUUUCUGGAAUCUUCGGUUCAUUUAAACGGCACAGGAACACCCAAAAGUAGCGUGGCGCCAUCUUCCUACGCUGCAAACAGAUUGUCACAGCCGCUUCCGUUAAGGUUAAGUAAAACUGACAGCUCGUCUACUGCAGCUGAUGCACCCAAGGUCUCACCAGCUAACAAGUAUCAAAGAGCCAUCUCGCACUCAGCAACGGUGCACGGCUUAAGCCAGCCAAAGUCCCCAGUCUACUCUCAAGACAGUGUGACCAGGAGCAUCAGCACCUUCUCCGCCCCCGCUGACAACUCCCAUUUCAACAGCAGAAACAAUCCUUUUUUCUCAUCAUCCAACCUGGCAGCUCACACUAAAAUGCCAGGGGACUCUGGCCAUUCUGAGGCCAAACAAAGCCAAAAUAGUGAUCGCAUUGACACUUACACGGAUAAGAAUGAUUUCCCAGUGUAUUACGAUGAUGGGAAAAGAGACGAGAGGAAAAAGUCUAAAGAUGGCGGGAGAUUUAACCCAUCACAUGACCUUCCUAAAGCUAGCGACGACCCAGUUGGUGCAAGGAAGAAAAUGCAUUUAAAAGCAUCUAUAAAAAACCUUUUCACCAAAAAGAAAGGGAGAGUCAUCUUGGCUGAUGUAGAGAGAGAAGUUGUGAUGGAGAUGGCAGCCGCAGCCACCACCGCCGCAUCCACCACAACACUGUCCACCAUGACAGCUUCAUCAUCACCACCAGCCAACAUGCCCCGCAACCUCAAAGGUAACGAUGGCUGUCCUAAAGACGAUGUUACAGACGGCCUCGCUUUUGAAAUCAAGACACGCCGGGACCAAGGCAACAGCACCUACAGCCCUGUUAAAGUCUCGAAGCUGUUUCACAGACAGAUGAAGAAUAAAGCAAGGCAGGUAUCACAUAGUAAGGACUGCCGUGAGCUGAGUAGUGAAGAAUUUCAACAUUUCCAGGACAGCCUGGAGAAGUCUUCAACUUCAGGGAUGGAGAUUAAACCUGUGGAUCACAGCAACAAAAAUGGUGAACAUUCAACUUCUAACAGUAAUGGUCUAGCUUCAGCAGCUAGUUUGGAUAUUUUGAACACUUCAAAUCAGAAGAGCUUCUUAGAGAAAAAUGGCAGGGGAACUCAUUCACCAGGAGUGGAGAACAAAGAAAUCGAUAAAAAACUGGAGACGCGUUCAGGAAAUGUUGUAAAUAACUGCAGGUCUGAUUUGAGUAAAGUCAAUAUUUCUAUGAAAGAGAAUGAACGCUUUCUUACAAAUUCACAACCGUUAUUCAAACAAGUGAUGAGCAAAUCAGAAAAUGAUAGUUUUAGUAAUGGGAGUCUUGAAGAAUCGUCAACUUUAUUUGUGAGGAAGUUCAUGAAGGAUAAGUUAUGCCACCAUCGUCACAGUGUGGGGGAGCCCAAUCAACACCCGCCCCAUACAACUAAACCUUUGGCUUUGUGUUACAAGUGUCAGAUGUGCAGGAAAGAAACCCUCAAAUCAGGCUGCGCCAGUGACAGUGAGGUCGCUGUGGGUUUGCGGACCAGCCUUGACCUUGGCAACUGGAGGGUUGUGGGAUGUCGCUGCGGUGAGUUGUGUAAGGAGGAGUGCGAGGGGGAGGUGGUGUUGUCUAAAGGAGAAUCCCAACACAAGGCCAUCCUACAGAACCUGGACGACGACCAGAAGAAAGCCCUACUGACAGAGAAAGUCAUCCCAUGCCCCAACACAGACCCAGACGGCUACAACGUUUUGGAUUCUCUAAAACCCUGUUCAGAUGCUAUAUUUCUGUUUGAGUCCAACAGUAAAAAAUCCUCACCCAGCUCUCCCGCUGAUGGAAAUAAAAAACUAGACAAACAGUCCCAGUUGCGAGGAAGUCUGAUGAACUUUGACCAAAACCAUCCUUAUAAACAGCAGCAUAAUUUUAUUUCCCACAAGAAAAAUUGUAAGAAAAGUAUGAAGUCGUCACCACCGACAGACCAUCACAGUUCAUCAAGUCAAGUAAAUAAGAGUUAUAAUGAUGUACUAAAAACACACGCAAAUUCAGAAAAUAAACUUUCUAAAAGUUUUUUAAAGCUUUUCCCAUCAGCUUCCAACAAAAGGCCUGACCCUAACCAAGCCAGUGACCAAUCUAAAUAUGAUGGUAAACAAACUGCAAGCAGUCCCAGCAGUCAAAUUUUGAACAUCUCCCAAACCUCUUGUUCUUCAGAUCAGAGCUCUGAUUCUUGUAAAGAUAAAAAUAAAAGUUUUACUUCUUGGGAUAACUCCGGCAUUUUGUAUACUGGGGAGAAUUUUGACAUGCCUGUAAGAAAAGAAAAGACCAAAGCUAACAGAUUUUUUAUCAAGCCAAGAAACCAAAUUGUGCUUGAAAACAAAGAUAUGGAUAAAAUGGCAUCUGCAUCACCAGCUUAUGUUCUAGAAGACAAAGACUUUGAGCACCGUUACAGGUUGUAUUAUGAUGAUGAGGCUAAAGUCAGCCUCAAUCUGAAGAGGUCUGAACCAGAACGAGGCAACUGCCUGCUGUCUAUGAGAACACCGUCGUGUGACAGCGUGGAUGGCAACCAACCCUACCUCAUGAUGCAACCCAACAUGGCCGUUAUAACACUGUCUUCAAAAGACGACUCGGACAAGAGGAGACAAUUUCCACAGAGUAACACAGUCGCCCAGUGUUUCAUCUCUGGUGUGGGAUCUAAACCAAGCCAGGCAUCAGGCGAUAGAGGACAUUUAAAUUCAUUCGGCACACAUUUUGGUGAAGCAAAAUCUGGGUUUUUAAAAAGUGGCGCCCAAUCUGGUCAAGCAAUGUUUACUGGUGCGCAGUCAGAAAACAAAAGUAGGGACAACUGUGAAAGAAAUAUCCCAGAAUGCACUAGAAGAAAUGAUUUUAGACAGCAAUCCGUGUCAUCACCCAGCCCGUGUGAUGUUCAAAAUUUAACAUCCAGCUACGUCAACAGCCAGGGAAAUUCUCCAACUAAUUCAGCAAGUCAAGGUAGGGUGAGCAGCACAGCCAUGAAGUUAGAUAGUUUGAAGCACCAGGAGACCUCAGUCAAAUGCCCAGCAUCUUCUUCUUCUUGCAACGAUGGGGCUUAUGAUGAGAGCAGCAGCUACAAGCCUAAGAAGUCUUACAUGCCUGGAUGCAACGUGGGGUCAAGUUCUGGGGAGACUCAGCUCAAGGCCACCUCCCUGGAAGGUGAAAGGUCACAGAAAAACAUGACCACUUUCCAUCAAGUUCAACCUAAUCAGCUGACCAGCAAAAACACACAAAGCACUGAAAUUUCUUGUACUCCAAUGCUUAACAUACACAAAAACUGCAAUUUUCCAACAGUGAAUGGUCACAGUUUUAACGGACAACAGAUGCGACCAGGAUCAUACCCAAGUAGAACUAGCAAUGACAUGUUGGCCGAGCCAGCAAGACACAAAGACCCCAGAACAAGUUCCCCCAUGGACUUUUUCUCCAUCCUCCCAUACAACGAUUACACCUUAGCUAACAAAAGCUCAGACAGUGGAACUUUGGUGCCCUCGGAAUCAGAUAGCCAAGGGACUCUAAAGAACGAACAGGUUGUGUUGAGAGCUGCCCCGGAGAAGAGAAGCCGGAACAAGGUCCUGGUGAACAUCAACAAGCCAAGGAAGGCGGACUGCAGGGAGAGCCCGACCUCCACGACCAUCAUUGAAACCUUCAAUGGAGCUGAGCCCUAUCCGAACAAGCACAGCAGGAAAUCCAAGCAGGAUGGAGUUAUUUUGAGAACCCCUGACCACAAGACGUUUCAGCCGCAGUGCACUAGGAAUGAGGACGAGGCUGCAGUGGGUGGUACUUUUGAUCCGGCGUAUGUGCCGUACUUUCCAAGCCGGCCGCUGUCGCAUCCGCAUGUGGAUAAUAAUCACCGGCACCACGGUAGAAAGGAAUCCAGGCACAUGUCGUACCAUGAGCAUAUCCGAAAAUCCCCUAAUCCGUUAGGGAUUGAUUCGACUUUUAUUCCCGGAUCCCACAGAAGAAGCGAACUGCAUCCAGCUAGAAACAGCUGUGAUGCUAGCUCAACCCGCCAGUCUCCUUCAUCCAUUAGCUUAAGCUCCAAUGGGUGUCGCUAUGGUAACUCGCCAAGCUGCUCUGAAUCACCGCAUGACCAAGUCCCCCACCCCACUCCAGACUUACUUCCCCUGACCACCAGCAAGGAGAGUCCGCCAUCAGCAAGCAAAGAGCCAUCGGUCAAGAAAGUGCUGAACAAGGAACUUGCAGUGAGACUGAUUAAAAAGUUUAAUGAGCACAUUGUAAAGGUACAAAUCAAAAGGUCUAGUGAGGACCUUGUAAAGAGACAAAUUAACAAGUCAAAUGAGGACCUUGCGUAG
This is a messenger RNA of Physella acuta, 7454 nucleotides long. RefSeq lists its product as uncharacterized. Gene Ontology annotation, biological process: intracellular signal transduction. Gene Ontology annotation, molecular function: guanyl-nucleotide exchange factor activity. NCBI's taxonomy places the organism in Eukaryota, Metazoa, Mollusca, Gastropoda, Physidae. The record is from RefSeq and is a predicted model, not a curated record.